This is a messenger RNA of Cygnus atratus (black swan), 745 nucleotides long. It is a transcript of the gene RAB3B, whose product is annotated as RAB3B, member RAS oncogene family. Gene Ontology annotation, biological process: protein localization to plasma membrane; regulation of exocytosis; protein secretion. The record is from RefSeq and is a predicted model, not a curated record. Gene Ontology annotation, cellular component: synaptic vesicle; plasma membrane; endosome. NCBI's taxonomy places the organism in Eukaryota, Metazoa, Chordata, Aves, Anseriformes, Anatidae. Gene Ontology annotation, molecular function: GTPase activity; GTP binding. The transcript is spliced from 4 exons. The coding region runs from base 1 to 660 and encodes 219 amino acids.
AUGGCUUCAGUAACAGAUGCCAGAUACAGGCAGAAAGAUACUUCAGAUCAAAAUUUUGAUUACAUGUUCAAACUCCUGAUCAUUGGCAACAGCAGCGUGGGGAAAACAUCCUUCCUCUUCAGAUACGCCGAUGACACUUUUACACCAGCCUUCGUUAGCACAGUAGGAAUUGACUUCAAAGUGAAAACAGUUUAUAGGAAUGACAAACGAGUGAAACUGCAGAUUUGGGAUACAGCUGGACAAGAAAGAUACAGGACCAUCACUACAGCCUACUACCGAGGAGCUAUGGGCUUCAUCCUCAUGUAUGAUAUCACCAGUGAAGACUCUUUCAAUGCAGUGCAGGACUGGGCCACACAAAUCAAGACUUACUCCUGGGACAACGCACAAGUGAUUCUUGUUGGAAACAAAUGCGACAUGGAGGAUGAAAGGAUUGUUCCUUUGGAGAAGGGGAAGCAUCUGGCUGAUCAGCUAGGUUUUGACUAUUUUGAAGCUAGUGCCAAAGAAAACAUCAACGUAAGGCAGGUGUUUGAGCGUCUCGUGGAUAUAAUCUGUGAAAAGAUGUCGGAGAGUAUAGAAUCAGACUCUUCCAGGGGCACUUCUGGAAGGAAUGUGCGGCUCACAGACAACCCACCCCCGUCGCAGCAGAACUGCUCGUGUUAGUGACCUUUCUUGCUGAGAAAUGUCCUUCUCCUUUCCUGACUAAAUUUUCUCUUUUCAUUUGUGAUGGUGCAUUAUCAUGUAAUCC